AUGAGCCGGUCGAGAGUCAAGAGUCGGUUCUUUAACACCAGCAUCAUCAACGGGCACAGCCCUUACCUCGGAUGUACCGGUGAAGACAAAGACAAAUUUUACGCGCAGCUGGAUCUUGAAUACGACCGCUGCCCAAAACCUGAUAUUAAGAUCGUCAUCGGGGAUUUUAACGCUCAGGUAUGCCAGGAGAAAGAAUUCAAACUGACAAUCCGAAGGUUCAGCACGCACCAGCUGACCAACGAAAACGGCCUCAGACUAAUAGAUUUCGCCACUUCAAAACGAAAGGCCAUCGAUAAUGUUUUUAUAGACACCCGGCACUUCUCGGACAUCAUCGACUGUCAAGGCGCCAACAAAGAGUCAGACCAUUAUCUGGUGAUGCUGACGAUGCGCCCUAAACUCUCCGGCCUCGGUCGAUCGUCCAUCCUGAACCCUACGAAUCGACCGGCACAGUGGACCAGCCACCAGUUGAAGACCUCUGCCAACACCAAUUUGAUCGAACACGUAUCUGAGGUGCCGCCAUCGUCUGUCAAACAAGGAAGCUGGUUCCGUUACGACGUCAGCCUUACCGACUAG
Molecule: messenger RNA, 573 nt
Organism: Uranotaenia lowii
Lineage: Eukaryota; Metazoa; Arthropoda; Insecta; Diptera; Culicidae
Exons: 3
Coding region: 1-573 (190 amino acids)
Source: RefSeq, a predicted model, not a curated record